Molecule: messenger RNA, 396 nt
Organism: Protopolystoma xenopodis
Lineage: Eukaryota; Metazoa; Platyhelminthes; Monogenea; Polystomatidea; Polystomatidae
Source: the annotation of a GenBank genome assembly
AUGAUUCGCUUUCAAGGCUACCGGACGCAUCAUUGCCCUUCUCGUCGACUCGCAUCGUACGCUCUUUCAGCGUCUCUGAUGCACUCGAAGCCGGGCCGUGACCGAUGCGGGUCUCACUUUCCACCCGCCACCGACAGACCGACUCGAAGGACAACGGGAGCCAAUCGCCAGUCCUUGACCGGCCAGCAACGAGCCACUUUGUGUCUGUGUGUGUCUGUGUGUUUGCCCCAUUUCGCCUCGCCGCUUGGGCAUUGGGAAGCUUGCUUGUGGGAGGGUGCAAAGUUCAACAAGAAAGGGUCAUUUGAGAUGUUGCCAGGAGAAAAAGCCUUUUGCUUUGGCCUCCUCAUGGCAAGGGCGACUUCGGAGGGUGGCUGCGACUCGCCGGGCAACCGGUGA